AUGGCGGAGGUGCUGGAAUUCCGGGUGCCCACCGGGAGGGACCGGACUGUGCUGGUCUGGGGGCUGGAGCCUGAGCCGGGGCUGGAGCACUCCCUGUUUUCAGCCUUUUCCCAGUUUGGGCCCCUCUACUCGGUGCGGGUGCGUGGGGACGCGGGGGGGGCCGGGCCCUGCUCUGCCACCAUCAAGUUCUACUCGGCUGGAGAUGCCAGCAGAGCCCAGCGUGCCUGCCACGGGCACAGCCUGUUCCAGAAAUCCCCCCUGAAGGUUUGUGUUUGCACCAAGCAGAAGGGGUUUCAGCAACAAGCUCCUGCUCUCAGCAGCAACAAGUGCCAGGAGUUGGCCAACCACUACCUUGGCUUCAAUGGCUGGUCCAGUCGCAUCAUCACACUGCAGAAUGUGUCUGGCUUUGAGGGCGAGGAUGAGGAAGUGGGAGAGACCUUGCAGAAGCCACCUGUGAAGUACCUGUGUGCUGCAGAGGUGACUCUGCCCCACCACGGGCUCCGCACGCGCGGAGCUGCCCUCGGCCAGGCACCAGUAGAAGACCCUGGAGAUCCUCUCGGGGUGGUGACAGCCUCAAGAAGAGCUCAGAAACUUGCUGUGGGGAAGGCUUUGUCUAGUGCCUUUCAGAAGAUCCUCCUCAUCAUCUUAGAGAAUGGGAAGGUGGCUGUGGAGUACAAUCCCACCCAGGAGGAGCUCACAGACUCCCUGCCAGAAGAGGAACUGAAGGGGCUUCUUCAGGUCAAUGAAUUGUCCUUGGAGCAGUUUGACCUCGAAGAAGAAGAAGAAAUCUUGUCUGACCUCAGUUGGGACGAUGAGCUCCUGAGCCUGGAGAUGCCACCAAAUUAG
This is a messenger RNA of Chaetura pelagica (chimney swift), 846 nucleotides long. It is a transcript of the gene RDM1, whose product is annotated as RAD52 motif containing 1. The coding region runs from base 1 to 846 and encodes 281 amino acids. Gene Ontology annotation, cellular component: nucleolus. NCBI's taxonomy places the organism in Eukaryota, Metazoa, Chordata, Aves, Apodiformes, Apodidae. Gene Ontology annotation, molecular function: RNA binding. The transcript has 7 exons. The record is from RefSeq and is a predicted model, not a curated record.